Messenger RNA from Gymnogyps californianus (California condor), 6652 nucleotides. RefSeq names its product plexin A2 (gene PLXNA2). NCBI's taxonomy places the organism in Eukaryota, Metazoa, Chordata, Aves, Accipitriformes, Cathartidae. Gene Ontology annotation, molecular function: protein binding; semaphorin receptor activity. The record is from RefSeq and is a predicted model, not a curated record. Gene Ontology annotation, biological process: regulation of cell migration; positive regulation of axonogenesis; regulation of GTPase activity. Gene Ontology annotation, cellular component: semaphorin receptor complex.
CCCCGCCGUGAACCGGGGAGCCGGCACCCCCAGGAGGCGGGCGGCACCGGAGCUGCGAGGUCUGAACCAUGUGAGGGACGUUGCUGGGGCACAGGACACGCGCGGGGAACACGAAGUUUGCCUUUCCCAGAAUGGAUCAUAGGAAGAACUGGCCUCGGGUACCAGACUCCGAUGGCUGGUCAGUGGCUUUGCUCUGUCUCUUCCUGGCAUCGCUCUCCCGAAGCGUGUCCAGCAAUGCCUUGUUCAGCACUUUCCACUCUGAGAACCGGGACUGGACGUUCAACCACCUGACUGUCCACCAAGGCACUGGAGCAGUCUACGUUGGAGCUAUCAACAGGGUUUACAAGCUUUCGGGUAAUCUGACCAUUUUGGUGGCUCAUAAAACUGGUCCUGAGGAGGACAAUAAAUCCUGCUACCCACCCCUCAUCGUCCAGCCAUGCAGCGAGAUCCUCACCCUCACCAACAAUGUCAAUAAGCUGCUGAUCAUUGACUACUCUGAGAACCGGCUGCUGGCUUGUGGCAGCCUCUACCAGGGGGUCUGCAAGCUGCUGCGCCUGGAUGACCUCUUCAUCUUGGUAGAGCCCUCGCACAAAAAGGAGCACUACCUCUCCAGCGUCAACAAGACAGGCACGAUGUAUGGUGUGAUCGUGCGCUCGGAAGGUGAAGAUGGGAAGCUCUUCAUUGGCACGGCAGUGGAUGGGAAGCAGGAUUAUUUUCCCACCCUCUCCAGCCGCAAACUUCCCCGGGACCCAGAGUCAUCAGCAAUGUUGGAUUAUGAGCUCCACAGUGACUUUGUCUCAUCCCUCAUCAAAAUCCCCUCAGAUACCUUGGCCCUUGUUUCACACUUCGACAUCUUCUACAUCUAUGGUUUUGCCAGUGGCAACUUUGUCUAUUUUUUGACUGUCCAGCCAGAGACCCCAGAGGGUGUCUCCAUCAACUCCGCCAGCGAUCUCUUUUACACGUCUCGCAUCGUCCGUCUCUGCAAAGACGACCCCAAGUUCCACUCCUAUGUCUCUCUGCCCUUUGGCUGCGUCAAGGGGGACACGGAGUACCGCCUUCUGCAAGCAGCGUACCUCUCCAAGCCAGGAGAUGUGCUGGCCAAGUCCCUCAACAUCACGGCCCAGGAGGAUGUCCUCUUUGCCAUUUUCUCCAAGGGACAGAAGCAGUACCAUCAGCCACCUGACGACUCUGCGCUCUGCGUCUUCCCCAUUCGCACCGUCAAUGCUCAGAUCAAGGACCGCCUGCAGUCCUGCUACCAGGGGGAAGGCAACCUGGAGCUCAACUGGCUGCUGGGGAAAGACGUCCAGUGCACUAAAGCGCCAGUCCCCAUCGAUGACAAUUUCUGCGGGCUCGACAUCAACCAGCCCCUGGGAGGCUCGACACCAGUGGACGGAGUGACGCUCUACACCUCGAGCCGGGACCGGAUGACUUCUGUUGCUUCCUACGUCUACAAUGGCUACAGCGUGGUGUUUGUGGGGACUAAGACUGGCAAGCUGAAGAAGAUCCGAGCAGAUGGUCCUCCCCAUGGUGGAAUUCAGUAUGAAAUGGUGACAGUUUUCAAGGAUGGGAGCCCAGUCCUUCGAGACAUGGCCUUCUCCAUCGAUCAGAAGUAUCUAUACGUCAUGUCGGAGCGACAGGUGUCCCGGGUGCCCGUGGAGUCCUGCGAGCAGUACACGACCUGCGGGGAGUGCCUCAGCUCGGGAGACCCCCACUGCGGCUGGUGCACGCUCCACCACAUGUGCUCCCCGAGGGACAGCUGCGAGCGGGCGGACGAGCCGGACCGAUUUGCAGGCAGCAUCAGCCAGUGCAUGAGCGUCACCGUGCAGCCCAGCAGCAUCUCCGUCUCCGAGCACAGCCUCCCGCUCAGCCUCCUGGUGAGCGAUGCUCCAGACCUGACGGCUGGGGUCAGCUGCCUCUUCGGAAACCUGACGGAGGUGGAAGGGCAGGUUUCGGGCAGCCGGGUUGUGUGUGUUUCGCCAGCAGCGAAAGAUGUUCCUGCCAUACCUGUGGAUCAGGACUGGUUCGGCGUGGUGCUGCAGCUGAAGUCGCAGGAGACGGGGAGGACAUUUGUCAGCACGGAGUUCAAGUUCUACAACUGCAGUGCCCACCAGCUGUGCCUGUCUUGUGUGAACAGCGCUUUCCGCUGCCACUGGUGCAAGUACCGGAACCUCUGCACCCACGACCCCACCACGUGCUCCUUUCAGGAGGGACGGAUCAACAUCUCUGAGGACUGUCCCCAGCUCUUCCCCACAGAGGAGAUCCUGAUCCCGGUGGGAGAGGUGAAACCCAUCACGCUGAAGGCGAGAAACCUACCCCAGCCCCAGUCCGGCCAGCGCGGGUACGAGUGUGUCCUCAGCAUCCAGGGCGUGAUCCACCGCGUGCCUGCCCUGCGCUUCAACAGCUCCAGCGUCCAGUGCCAGAACAGCUCGUAUCUCUAUGAUGGGAUGGACAUCAGCAACUUAGCAGUGGACUUUGCUGUGGUUUGGAAUGGGAACUUUGUUAUUGACAACCCGGAGGAUCUGAAAGUGCACCUCUACAAGUGCGCAGCCCAGCGUGAGAGCUGCGGGCUCUGCCUGAAAGCCGACCCCAAGUUCGAGUGCGGCUGGUGCAGCGGCGAGGCCAAGUGCACGCUGCGGCCGCACUGCAGCGCGCCCUCCGCCCAGCCCUGGCUCGACUGGUCCAGCAGGAACGUCAAGUGCUCCAACCCUCGCAUCACCGAGAUCCUGACAGUGUCUGGCCCCCCAGAAGGAGGGACGAGGGUGACCAUCCGUGGCGUGAACCUGGGCCUGGAUUUCUCCGAGAUCGCCCACGGGGUGCAGGUUGCUGGGGUGCAGUGCACGCCCCUGCCCGAGCAGUACGUCGUCGCAGAACAGAUCGUCUGUGAAAUGGGGCAGGCGCUUCCAGGGAUCAGCUCCGGCCCAGUGCUCCUGUGCAUCGGAGAGUGCAAGCCGGAGUUCACGGCCAAGUCUGCGCAGCAGUACAUGUUCGUGACUCCAGUGGUGAGUUUUCUGAAUCCCAGCCGUGGUCCGGAGUCAGGAGGGACGAUGGUGACCAUCUCCGGGCACUACCUGGGAGCUGGCAGCCGCGUGUCGGUGCUCCUGGGAAACCAGACCUGCGAAUUCUACGGGCGAUCCAUGAACGAGAUCGUCUGCGUGUCGGCCCCAUCAGCCCACGGCCUGGGGGCUGUUCACGUCUCCGUCAGCGUCGACCGGGCUCAGCUGGAGCGGACCUUGCUGUUUGAGUACAUCGACGAUCCAAAGGUGCAGCACAUCGAACCCGAGUGGAGCAUCGCCAGCGGACACACGCCUCUGACCGUCACCGGCUCCAACCUGGAUGUGAUCCAGGAGCCAAGGAUCCGCGUCAAGUACAAUGGCAAGGAGUUUGUCAACGUCUGCAAGGUGGUGAACGCCACGGCGCUGGCCUGCCUCGCGCCCCCCCUCACCCCCGAGUACCGGCCUGGCCUGGACGCUGUCGAGCGGCCGGACGAAUUUGGGUUUAUCUUUAACAACGUGCAGUCCCUGCUAGUCUACAAUGACACCAAGUUCAUAUACUACCCCAACCCGACGUUUGAACUCCUGAGCCCGACCGGGGUGCUGGAGCAGAAGCCGGGAUCACCCAUCAUCCUGAAGGGCAGAAACCUGUGCCCACCCGCUCCUGGAGGAGCAAAGCUCAACUACACCGUGCUGAUCGGAGAAACACCCUGCGCUGUCACCGUCGAGACCCAGCUGCUGUGCGAGCCACCAAAUCUCACCGGACAGCACAAAGUGAUGGUGCGUGUUGGUGGUAUCAUCUUCUCCCCUGGUUCGGUGAGCAUCAUCUCAGACAGCCUCCUGACCCUGCCGGCCAUCGUCAGCAUCGCAGCCGGAGGCAGCCUGCUCCUCGUCAUCGUCAUCAUCGUCCUCAUCGCCUACAAGCGCAAGUCCCGAGAGAACGACCUGACCCUCAAGAGGCUGCAGAUGCAGAUGGACAAUCUGGAGUCCCGGGUGGCCCUGGAGUGCAAGGAGGCUUUUGCAGAGCUGCAGACGGACAUCAAUGAAUUAACCAGCGACCUGGAUCGCUCCGGGAUCCCGUACCUCGACUAUCGGACAUAUGCCAUGAGGGUCCUUUUCCCUGGCAUCGAGGACCAUCCUGUCUUGCGGGAGCUGGAGGUCCAAGGGAACGGGCAGCAGAGCGUGGAGAAGGCCUUGAAGCUCUUUGCUCAGCUGAUCAACAACAAAGUCUUCCUGCUGACCUUCAUCCGGACGCUGGAGCUGCAGCGCAGCUUCUCCAUGCGCGAUCGUGGCAACGUGGCCUCGCUCAUCAUGACGGGUCUGCAAGGCAAGCUGGAGUACGCCACCGAUGUGCUGAAGCAGCUGCUCUCCGACCUGAUCGAGAAGAACCUGGAAAACAAGAACCACCCCAAACUGCUCCUGCGCAGGACCGAGUCCGUGGCUGAGAAGAUGCUGACUAACUGGUUUGCCUUCCUCCUCCACAAGUUCCUCAAGGAAUGUGCUGGAGAGCCGCUCUUCAUGCUCUACUGUGCCAUCAAGCAACAGAUGGAGAAAGGUCCGAUUGAUGCCAUCACAGGAGAAGCCCGUUACUCCCUCAGUGAGGACAAGCUGAUUCGGCAGCAAAUCGAGUACAAGACUCUGAUCCUAAACUGUGUGAACCCGGAUAAUGAGAACAGUCCAGAGAUCCCUGUGAAGGUGCUGAACUGUGAUACCAUCACUCAAGUCAAAGAGAAGAUCCUCGAUGCAGUAUACAAAAACGUCCCAUAUUCUCAGAGACCAAGAGCUGUGGACAUGGACUUGGAGUGGCGGCAGGGCCGGAUAGCUCGUGUGGUCCUGCAAGAUGAAGACAUCACCACCAAGAUUGAAGGAGACUGGAAGCGCUUGAACACCUUGAUGCAUUAUCAGGUAUCAGACCGCUCAAUUGUGGCUCUCGUUCCCAAACAGACCUCCUCCUACAAUAUUCCUGCCUCUGCCAGUAUAUCCCGGACGUCUAUUAGUCGAUACGACUCCACCUUCCGCUACACUGGCAGCCCCGACAGCCUGCGCUCCCGGGCCCCCAUGAUCACCCCCGACCUGGAGAGCGGGGUCAAGGUCUGGCACUUGGUCAAAAACCAUGACCACGGAGACCAGAAGGAAGGAGACCGGGGCAGUAAGAUGGUGUCUGAGAUCUACCUGACCAGGCUAUUAGCUACAAAGGGUACGCUGCAGAAAUUCGUGGACGACUUGUUUGAGACGCUGUUCAGCACCGUGCACCGCGGCAGCGCGCUCCCGCUCGCCAUCAAGUAUAUGUUCGAUUUCUUGGAUGAGCAGGCAGAUAAGCAUGGCAUCCAUGACACAGAUGUGAGGCACACGUGGAAGAGCAAUUGCCUCCCUCUCCGAUUCUGGGUGAACGUAAUCAAAAACCCCCAGUUCGUGUUUGAUAUCCACAAAGGCAGCAUCACGGAUGCCUGCCUCUCUGUUGUGGCUCAGACAUUCAUGGAUUCCUGCUCCACCUCGGAGCACCGCCUGGGCAAGGAUUCCCCCUCCAACAAGCUGCUGUACGCCAAGGACAUCCCCAGCUACAAGAGCUGGGUGGAGAGGUAUUACGCAGACAUUGCCAAGCUCCCCGCUAUCAGCGACCAGGACAUGAACGCCUACCUCGCCGAGCAGUCGCGCCUGCACUCCGUCGAGUUCAACAUGCUGAGCGCGCUCAACGAGAUCUACUCCUACGUCAGCAAGUACAGCGAAGAGCUCAUUGGGGCUUUGGAGCAGGAUGAACAGGCACGUAGGCAGCGUCUGGCAUACAAAGUAGAGCAACUUAUUGGUGCCAUGUCUAUUGAGAGCUGAAGAAAGGUUGCGGUGCUCACAGACGGCAAAGGGCAGAGGAUUGCACAGACUCUCGGGAAUCAAGAGGGAGAACAAGCAAGGAAGGUGCUGGACACAUAUAAAUACCAAGGCUCUUCUGGAGGGAGCAGGGACUGGCCCAAGGAGUGACUGUGUUCAAAAUCAUAUAGGAUCCGGUUUGAAAAGGCAGGAAGAGAAAAAGACAAAGCAUCUCAAUCAAAGUCAAAUCAAGAUGGAUCUUUUUUUCGAGCAUACAUGGAAAGAAGGAACCUGGAAAGUCUGGAUGUCUCCAUGACCGCUGCUUUGCAUGAAAAUUGUUUGAUGUAUAUUAGAAAAUAAAACUUUAUUUAAAGGGUUUUUUUAAAAAAAAGAAAGAAAGAAAAAGGAAAAAAAAAAAAGAAAUAGAGCAAAAACCACAGAGGCCACAGAGAUAAUCCUGGCAACAAGGUUCAGCUCUGAAUCCUGCCCUCGAGAGACUCCCGAGGACGCGGCUCAGUCAUUCUGCGAACGGACUCUUACGCCAAUUGGAAAGUCUGGAAAACCGAAACUUACUUCUUUUUGGGAUCUUAUAAAAAAUAUGAGCACAAGUUUGCACCACACCUUUUUACACAAGUAAAAUAGCAGUUUAGCCAGAAAAUAGUUCAGUGGCUGAGUAACUUAUAGGCACUAGAAGGAACUUUACCUGAAUUGCAAAACCAUCAGAUCAUCCAACCUGUCUUGAAAUCCAGCUUUAUCUAUGUAUUUAUAUAGUGUCAAUAUAUAUAUAUUUUUUUUAAAUCCCAUUUACUGUUGAACGAGGAAAGAUCUGAUUUUAAACGCUUUCCCCUUCCCACCCCCAU